AGUGGUCAAAGUUAAARUGGUCCCUGGGCAACACGGGAACACGCCUACAUGUGCGCGUAUACCUAUACUUAGCCACGCUUGUGAGUCACCCGCGCGCGCGUGCGCGGCAGAUCUGCCCCCCCCCUAGAGAUGAUUUCAGCGCGCUCGCUAUUCAAGUCAUGGACGGCGGGGAGCUGGGGGACCAUUAGGAGCCAAAAAAGCUAAAGAAGAAGAGGAGGAAAAGCGCUUCCUUUGCAACACACGGAUGCUGCUGCUUCACCGCGCGGAUCGGACUCACGCAUUCUCUGACACGCGGAGUUAUUACUAAUCGCUUUGGCGGAGAGGGGGGAGAGGAGGUGGAAAAAAAUCACCCUGAAUCUCGCCGUUCUACUUGACAGAAACCGCUGUGUGCCAUAUGCUCUGCAAUUUCCACAGACGCCUAUGGCAAACCAGUGGUGCUGAUGCGGCGCGUGUGAUGGUUGCAGUGGGACGGAUAUCCUUAAUUUCAUCCAAUCCGCGCUCUAAAGGGCUUUCUCUCUUUUUUUUUUUUUUUUUUUUUGCUUGUUGUUGGACGCUUCUACACCUCUUUCCGCGCUGUGACCUUAUUCAGUGCUUUAAAUAGGUAAAUGUUGAUUUUAAGGAUUCCACGAUCUCCAUUUAAUUUGGAAGAAGGAGGUUUCUUUUUCAUCUUUCUUUUUUAGUUUUAGUUUUGUUUCUUCGUUUUCCCCCCCUGUUGGUUUAUAUUUCUUUUCUUUUUUUAUUUUUUUUUCCUCUGGGAGACAGUUUUGGACUCGAUCGGCCUAUGCUGACUUGCCCGACUAAGAAUAAAAAUAAAAUAAAGCAAAUAAAAAAAACUGCAGGAUUUACUCCUCAGUCCAGAGGAACACACGGUAUAAGUCCGGGAGGCUAUGAGGCUGCUUUUCCGAGGGGUUUCCAUCCGCGCGCGUGGAAGGUGAAUGGUGGCCGCACCGCAGAUCCACGCAACUCUCCCUGAGUGGGUUUUUCGCAGGCGAGCAUCUUGACUUGUGAUCGAGAGAGAGAGACGCGGACUGCAGCAGCCUCCAGCCUCCCCCCCACCUCCUCCGCCCCCCUCCUUCCACACACCACCCCUCUUUCACAUGGAGAUUUGUGUCUCGGUCGCGCUGCAAAUCCUGAAAACGUGGACGGGGGCCCUGCUGAUUCUCCCUGUUCUGUUCUCGCCCUCGAGUCCCUUUAUUCGAGAAAAUGCAGAACACAAACACCAGAUGAACUAUGAAUGCUGAACACAAUGAUCUCCACCCUCCAGCGCCAGACAAUGAGAGGUCGUAGGCUGAAGGGGGCGCUGUCCAACCCCCUUUUUGUGCUGCUUUUGGCCCUUCAGAUCCUGGUGGUGGCUGGACUAGUUCGUGCUCAAACUUGUCCUUCUGUCUGCUCAUGCAGUAACCAGUUCAGUAAAGUCAUAUGCACUCGGCGUGGUCUACGAGAUGUACCAGAUGGCAUUUCCACCAAUACUCGGUACCUGAAUCUCCAGGAUAACCUUAUUCAGGUAAUCAAGGUGGACAGUUUCAAGCAUCUGCGCCAUCUGGAGAUCCUGCAACUGAGCAAAAAUCAUAUCCGCAGCAUUGAAAUUGGGGCUUUUAAUGGGCUAGCCAGUCUCAAUACACUGGAGCUCUUUGAUAAUCGACUGACAACAAUCCCCAAUGGAGCAUUUGAAUACUUAUCCAAACUUAAGGAACUGUGGCUAAGAAACAACCCCAUUGAAAGUAUACCAUCAUAUGCCUUCAACCGGGUUCCUUCUCUGCGAAGGCUAGAUUUAGGUGAGCUAAAACGUCUCUCCUACAUUUCGGAUGGAGCUUUCAAGGAUUUGAGCAACCUGCGCUACCUGAACUUGGGAAUGUGCAACCUUAAGGAGAUACCUAACAUUCUACCACUGAUAAGGCUUGAAGAGCUUGAAAUGUCAGGCAACCAGCUCAUUGUCAUCAAGCCCAGCUCCUUCACAGGAUUACUGAACCUUCAAAAGCUGUGGAUGAUGCAUGCCCAGAUCCAAACUAUUGAGAGAAAUUCCUUUGAUGAUCUCCAAUCACUGGUGGAGCUGAACCUGGCUCACAAUAACCUGACCUUUUUACCACAUGACCUCUUUACACCAUUGCAUCGUCUCGAAAGAGUCCACCUACACCACAACCCUUGGAACUGCAACUGUGACAUUCUGUGGCUCAGCUGGUGGCUUAAGGAAACAGUACCUGCCAAUACCAGCUGCUGUGCGCGUUGUUUUACUCCUUCAGCCUUUAAAGGUCGCUAUAUUGGAGAACUGGAUCACAGCUACUUCCAGUGUGAYGUUCCUGUUAUUGUAGAGCCACCCAGUGACUUGAAUGUGACUGAGGGCAUGGGUGCUGAGCUUAAAUGUCGCACAAGCUCACUGACCUCUAUCUCUUGGCUCACACCAAAUGGCUCUUUGGUGACACAUGGAGCUUAUAAGGUGCGUUUGUCUGUACUUAAUGAUGGGACACUAAAUUUUACUAGUGUAACAAUGCAGGACACUGGAACUUACACGUGUAUGGUUAGCAACACAGCAGGCAACAUUUCUGCUUCUGCUGUGCUUAAUGUUACGUCAGUGGAAAAUAGCGGAGUGACUUAUUUUACCACUGUCACUGUAGAGAUGAUUGGGAACCCGGGGGAAGAAAGCCAAACAUCUCUUCCCCCAUUUGAAUGGAUACCAUCUUCAACUACAAAGGGUACUCCUGUUUCAACACGGACCACAGAACGGACUUACACCAUCCCAGUUCAGGAUCCGAACGGAGAGGGAGCCCUCAACGGUCUGGAUGAGGUGAUGAAAACCACCAAGAUUAUCAUUGGCUGCUUUGUGGCCAUUACACUUAUGGCUGCUGUUCUGCUGGUCAUUUUCUACAAGAUGAGGAAGCAGCAUAACCAACAGGACCCUGAUGGCCCUGCCUCCUCCAUGGAAGUCAUUACUGUUGAAGAAGAGCUUGCAGGUGUUGCCGCUAUGGAGAGACAUCUAUCGCUCCCUCCACUGGAGCACUACAACCACUACAACACCUACAAGAGCACUUAUCACCACCCUCCUAUGCUCAGUACCAUACACAGCUCAGCCACACAGGAACCUUUACUUAUUCAAGCUUGCUCAAAAGACAAUGUCCAAGAGACCCAAAUCUAACCAUAAAAUUGACUACAUGCCCAGUAAUAUCAGUUUAAAACUUGGAAUACAAUGAAUCAAAAUAUGAAGAUUAAAGAAAAAAGAUGCUGUUGACUUGACAGUUGAUCUUGACUAUGGCACUUAAUCAGCAUUUGGCAAAGGAACAACAUCAGAUGUUUUAAAAAAGGGUCUUUACAAAAAACAAGAUUAUUUAUUAAAAUAUGUCUAGUGGCUUAAUGAAGAAAAAACGAUUUGUGAUAGCUUUUUAGCUUGAUUUAUUUCUCUAUGUGUAAUACUGCUUAAGGGAAAGAAUGGUUUAUUAAAUGUGAUGAUUCUAAAUGGUAAUGAAUGCAGCUAGUAAACCAAUAUAGGUUUGGGUUUUAUGCUAAGAUGAAUGCAGUGCCAGGAAAAAAAAUAUUUUCAAUAUACUAAGAGAACAACACAACUUGGUGGAGGACUUUGCUUAAACCUUUAUUUGAAACUUUUAGUCAGCAGACUACAUUUAAUAGGAAGUAACUUCACAAAACAUCAAACAAGAAUGCAGGGAUAGUUCCCUCACCAACAUAUUCCAGCUGCCACUCAAGAUAAGAUUAGAUCUUUUAAUGACACAGUUCUGGAUUAUAUCACAGUGAAACCAGCAUGCCUGCAGAGCAAAGCUGGCAAAUGAGUAAAUGCGCAUUUCCCCCGUGGCUCCUAAACAACAGCCAUACAUCCUUCACUUUAAUUAAGAUUAAGGUCUCGUUUCAACUCCCCCUCCUCACAUUUCUCUAGACUCUUACCCUUAACCAUUUUUCUUUUGAUCUCUUUUUUAUGUAUCUGAAUUAUCCAUUAUCUCUGUCAAUAUUUGCCUUGUUUUUUCUUCACCCUGUUUCUCCUUGAUUCCUUCAUCUGUCUUUGUUUCUCUGUCACUGGGCUCAGGCACGUUCCUCACCCAUCAUCGUAUCUCAUUUGUCUCGCUUUACCUGCUUGUGAAUGCCACACUGAGGCAGAAUAUUUCUUAGCAAAAUGAAGGGUAGCAUAAGGUUGUGCUCUGUAGCCUCGCUGUUAACCUGGUAAUGAUGUACGUCCACUCUGUGUUGCAGCACCUUGCUAUCACCCCAGGGUCACACAAGCCCAGGCGCUGAUAGUCCAUCUGUUAGUACAGAUAAAAAGGCAAAUGAGGCUGCUUUGUAAUGUAGUGUGACCCUGUCAGACGAACGCAGAUGGGGCUAACAUACUCAGUGAGGCAGCUAGGAACCUGCAACAAAAUAGAAGAAGAUGGUUUAUAGCUCAUUAAUCUGUAUCAGCAGUUCAUUUCCCGACUAACAGAGGAAAGCUGAUAAGAAAGCAGCAUGAGACUUUGUGCCCAACAUCUCACAGGGGGUAGAGGCCUUUGAUAUUGAAGCGACCCCUGCUUAGUCUAAUUUUUGGCAGAGAAAAAAAAACAGACGCAGACACUUUGAUGCUGCAUCGUUUAUGGAUCAUCGAAUCAUUGUCUCUUUUUCAGUCUGUUUACAUGCUGUGUUUUUCUUUUGUAUUCUGUUGUUUAGUUAGUUUUCCAACAAUGAAGGCUUAUGCAAGUGGAUAAUAAGGAUGAAAAGGGGAGAACAGAGGUUGGAGACCGAAAGCCAGCAUUGGUCAUGAGGGGUCUUCAAACAAAGAUAUUGCAGAUAUGAGGAGAGAGAAGUGGAAAAAUAGAUAAGGAAUAAGGACGCAAACUAGCCAUCAGCAUGUCGCCAUGGAAACAGUGACCUUGUGCAGAAAGCAAGAAGAGGUAGAUAUGCCUUUUGCUUUGGUCUCUGUGCAACAAGCAUAUUUUAAUUCCCCACUGGCAAAUUCCAGUCCUGGUUGUCAACCAAAAGUGACUUAAUGGAAUGCAUUUUUACAUUUAAUUUGGAUGAGACAUGACCCAAACAUGGCAUCACAUUGAGCUUCUUUAGUAAAACCAUUUUAUAUUAUUGUUGACUUUCAAAUCAAUCCAUCCAUCCAUCCAUCCAUCCAUCCAUCC
Molecule: messenger RNA, 5096 nt
Organism: Austrofundulus limnaeus
Lineage: Eukaryota; Metazoa; Chordata; Actinopteri; Cyprinodontiformes; Rivulidae
Product: leucine-rich repeat-containing protein 4C
Exons: 2
Coding region: 1235-3130 (631 amino acids)
Biological process (GO): synaptic membrane adhesion; regulation of axonogenesis; modulation of chemical synaptic transmission
Cellular component (GO): postsynaptic density membrane; glutamatergic synapse; plasma membrane
Molecular function (GO): cell-cell adhesion mediator activity
Source: RefSeq, a predicted model, not a curated record